GCCAACAGCUGUGCAGCGGCAUAAAUGGAGACGAGUGAUGAUUUACGCCGGUGUUGCAUGUUAUGUGAAGCAGCACCAGGACACCAGUUUUUCGUCUUUCCAUCCUUGAAUUCGUUACCAUCGACGAUCCAUGGAAUACGCAUCUACAACGCAACACUAUGGAUCCGGCUCGAGCUAAAAGUCAAAAGCCAUGACACCGUGUGGGCUCCGUUUGGCAACAAAAAUCUCAUUUUGUGGAUUUUCCGGUUAAUCAGUGGUUCAAAGAAUGUACUCAACGAUGAAGAGGAAUUUUCCAAGCAUACUGCCAUGGUGGCGAAGCACACGAUAUCGGUGGACAAACUAGGCUGGCAGGAAAUCGAUAUAACGAACGCAGUUCGCACAUGGCAUUCGGAGAAAACCAACGAUAGUUUACGUCUUUUCGUCGAUUGCUCCGGUUGCGGGAACAAAAUUACCAUUCACUUAUUCGAUGAAAAUCAAAACAAAGUAAAGGAGUCAUUUUUAAAAGCGCAGAAGAUUAAUCCAAAAAAGAAACCAGAAGGUUUUAUCGACUACAACCGACCUUAUCUAUUCGUGAGCCUUGCCACUAAUCACGUUAAACGUCUCCGCCGACGUGCACUCGAUUGUACUGGGGCGCCAAACGAAGCGUGUUGCAAGCAGAAAUUUUACGUCGACUUCAAAGCCCUUAAGUGGGACGAUUGGAUCAUACGACCACAUGGAUACUACGCAAACUACUGCAAAGGAAGCUGCCUGCUGCCGGACAAAUUUUCUGCAGAAUAUCAGUACGUGGUAGACGAAUACCGACGACAAGGCCAGGUCACUGGCGUUCACCAAUGUUGCGCCCCUACGAAGUAUUCGCCAAUGUCACUCAUUUUCUAUGGACCGGGUUCACGUGUCAUCAAACAGGAUCUUUCAAAGAUGAUUGUCGAAGAAUGUGGUUGUCCUUAAUUUUUUUAUUCAUUCAUUUGCUACCAUUUUUAACAGCUCAAUUCACUCUUAACUAUUUACAACUAUGUAACAAAGCGAUUUAAAAAUAAAAAUUCCAU
Topomyia yanbarensis is the source of this 1043-nucleotide messenger RNA. RefSeq names its product inhibin beta chain-like. The transcript is spliced from 3 exons. Gene Ontology annotation, biological process: SMAD protein signal transduction. NCBI's taxonomy places the organism in Eukaryota, Metazoa, Arthropoda, Insecta, Diptera, Culicidae. Gene Ontology annotation, molecular function: growth factor activity; cytokine activity. The coding region runs from base 25 to 945 and encodes 306 amino acids. The record is from RefSeq and is a predicted model, not a curated record. Gene Ontology annotation, cellular component: extracellular region.